Messenger RNA from Dermatophagoides pteronyssinus (European house dust mite), 1637 nucleotides. RefSeq lists its product as uncharacterized. Gene Ontology annotation, cellular component: nuclear membrane. Lineage: Eukaryota; Metazoa; Arthropoda; Arachnida; Sarcoptiformes; Pyroglyphidae. The record is from RefSeq and is a predicted model, not a curated record. Gene Ontology annotation, biological process: nuclear migration along microtubule. Gene Ontology annotation, molecular function: lamin binding; actin filament binding.
AAAAAAACAGGCGUGUUAUUGUUAUUAUCAUUCGAAUUCUGAAUUAUUCUUUUGGAAAUGUUUUUGUUUUGUUUUGAAAAAUGAUUGAAUUUCCCGAUAAUAUUUGGAAUCCAAUCAUUUAUUCAACUAUAACUGUUUCUACAUUAUAUUCUGGUUUUCUCUGUAUACGGCCAUGGAUCAAGAUCAAUGUCGAAUGUUGGUUCUGUAUGUCAAAACAUCGCAUAAGAUAUCUGGAUCGUAAUUCAUGGUAUUGUCCAUGUUGUCAACAAUAUAAUGGAUUCAAUGUUGAUGGUUCAUAUAAUCGUCAUAUGAACGAACAUUAUUAUCAAUCGAAUUCGAAUUAUUUCUGUCAAAAUAAUUCAAUUAUUAAUAAUCAAUUCCGAUAUGAACAUUAUCGUCUUUGUGAUGAUUGUAAUGAACGUGAAGCGAUUAAAAUUCGUAUGAUUGCUCAAUUUGUACCUGUGGAUGAACAACGAUUCGAUGAAGAAUUAUUUCAAUUUCGAAAAAAUCUUGAACAAAUGUAUCCAAUUUGUGAAAAUUGUAAUCAACUUGUUCGAAAAUUGAUUAAUGAUAUUGAUGAUUCGUGUCCUAAACCAAAAUCACCAAAUCGAAUAUCAAACUCAGCAGCAACAACAACGACAUCUUUAUUGCAUAAAAAUCAACCUGGGAAACUUUUAAAAAUUUUUGCCUAUUCUUUACUUAAUCUUUCAACAAUUCUAAUGCUAUUCAUAUUAUUCUGUCUAAAUGUUCAUGAAGAACCUGUUUCAAGUUUUGCUAAAGAAUUUCUACCAAAUCCACUAAGUCAAGUAAUCAAUUAUACUAAUCAUUAUCAUUAUAUGAUUUGUUUAGGAUUUUUACUUUAUUUUCCAUUAUUACAAAUUGAAUCAAAUCAUAUGGUUAUUAUUGAUAUUUUGCAAAUUUGUUUUUGGCUAUUAUUGAUCACUAAUCAUCAUCAUUAUUAUCAUCUAUUUUUUCUUGAUAAAUUCGAUAUAAUUCGUUUACAACGUUUUAUAAUACCAUUAUUAAUUGUUACCUAUUUGAUAAAGUAUUUCUACGCAAUAAUAUAUGAUUAUAUUUGGAUCGCUGCCAAUCACAAUCAUAAUCAUCCACUUAAUGAUACUGCUAAUAGGAAAUAUUCAAAAUCGAUAAAUGAUGAAAAAUUUAUUCGCAAUCAAAUCAAAGAUCUAUCCAUAUCAACCACUAAUGAAUUUGAUUUGUUUAGUUUAGGAAAUAAUAAUAUUAAUAAUAUUCAAUCACCAUUCACAAGAAUUUCAUCCAAAUCCUCAAAAUUUACCAAAUAUUCAUUGUUUACAAAUGCUAAUUUUAUGUCCACGAAUACAACAAUGAAUAAUGAUGAUAAUUUUUUCAAAUCAAAUAUCACUACCGCUACAACAACAACAACAGCAACAACAAUGAUGAAUAGUCCACGAAUACUUAAUUAUUAUAUUCGAUAUGAAAUUGAUCGAUCCAAUAAUAAUGAUAAUAAUUGUUGUAAGCAUCACGAUCAACAACAACAUUCAAUCAAUAAACAUUCAACAAAUAGCCUUUGUUUACAUUUAACAACGACAUUUACAUUAAUAUUAACAUUGACUAUUUUUAUCUUGAAUAUUUUCUAUCCAAAUUAUACUGUUAAUUGA